Daucus carota subsp. sativus is the source of this 1430-nucleotide messenger RNA. Its product is annotated as plant cysteine oxidase 3. Bases 142 to 972 code for a protein of 276 amino acids. Gene Ontology annotation, molecular function: oxidoreductase activity, acting on single donors with incorporation of molecular oxygen, incorporation of two atoms of oxygen. NCBI's taxonomy places the organism in Eukaryota, Viridiplantae, Streptophyta, Magnoliopsida, Apiales, Apiaceae. The transcript has 5 exons. The record is from RefSeq and is a predicted model, not a curated record.
UUAAGAAGAAACAAAAAGUCCUAAAUUACUCAGAAGAACCCGAAUAUGAUCCAACCCGUGUUCUAAAAUGCUGUAAUUUGGUUUUGUCUGCUCUCAAUUUAUAGCCUCAAAUCAAUCAGACAGAGAGAGAGAGAGAGAGUAAUGUGUGGAUAUUUGAGUAACCCUCUUCAGUUUUCUCAAGCUAUAUUUCGAAGAUUCUCAGCUAUGACUGGGGAACAACUCCCUUCAUCUUCAUCAAUUCAGAGUCUUUAUGAGCUUUGUAAUCAAACAUUUAAGCGUUCUGCUAAUUCUCCUCCUUCUUCUCAAGCUAUUCAGAGAGUUUCUGCUCUUUUAGAUACUAUCACUUCCACCGAUGUUGGUUUAAAAGAGAAUGAAGAGGAUGAUAGAGGUCAUGGUCUUUUUGGAUUCAAUGUAUUUAGUCGGGCCAAUCGAUGGGCUCAGCCGAUAACUUAUAUUGAUGUACACGAAUGUGAUGGUUUUACGAUGUGUAUAUUUUGCUUUCCCACCUCUUCGGUUAUUCCGCUUCAUGACCAUCCAGGGAUGACUGUUUUAAGCAAAGUUCUUUAUGGCUCCUUGCAUGUGAAAGCUUAUGAUUGGGUUGAGCCUACACGCAUCGAAAAAAGUAACGGAACUAGAGUGAGACUGGCAAAGUUGGCUGUUGAUAAAGUUGUGACAGCGCCAUCUAAUACUUCAAUUUUGUAUCCAAAUACUGGGGGAAACCUGCAUUGUUUCACAGCGAUCACCCCUUGUGCUGUUCUUGACAUUCUUGCACCUCCUUACUCCGAAGCUGCUGGCAGGAUAUGUACCUAUUACCAUGACUAUCCGUAUUCAAGCUUUCCCACAGCACACAAUGGUGAGGUAGGGGAUAGUAAGGAAGAAGAGUAUGCAUGGCUUGCAGAAAUAGAAACACCAGCCGACCUUUACAUGCGCAAUGGAAGAUAUACAGGCCCAGCAAUUCAUUCUAUAGAUUAAUUAUUUCUUGCUGAUGGUCGAAUUCUUGCUUCACUAGCAGAACUGCUUCUGGGUACUAUCUCUUAUCUCGCUGGAUGCACUAAUGGAGAAAGAUCCACGAAUGAAAACACAUUCAAGAAUGGUCAUGGAGUGUGCUGCUUUGGAAUUAAUUCCUCAAACCAGCUCAAAGAAAGACUGAAAUCAAAUAAAGUAGGGACUCUGUUGUACAGUCUUUUUGCAAUUUUACUGCCUUUGCACUAAUGAUCCUAUGCCCUGCUCCCGAGUUGUGCGGGAAGCAAAGAAAGGCAAGUAAAGUGAAUUAGAGUGUGAAGACUUUGCUAUCAGAGUUUUGAAACUAAAUUUUUGUAUGUGCUCUGAGUUUAAAACUUUCCAUUUUCCUUUGUUAAAUUCCUUCACCUACUUGCUUUACUUUUCAUCCCAGUGGAAGUUCUAUGAGAAAAAUAUAUUAAUUUUGCAUC